GAAAUCGUCUUAUAUUUCUGCUCGACAUCCUACUCCGCUCAAGAAAAACUAAAGUUCCAGAAUCAACAAAUUAUCCGAGUUACGAUACUCCUCGUCGUCGAUGAAGCUCGAAUGGCUUAAGGAGCGCGGAAUCAUCGAAAAAGUCGAGUCAAGAGGGAUCUCUGAAAAUACACGCACACGUCCCGUCGUAGAAGCUCAGUUGCUUGUCGUUGCCCCGCGAUAGGAUCAUGGCUCUUAAACAGUGUCUACUUUCAUCAAUAAUGAUAACGAUUUCGAUCGGUAUAUCGCCGAUCUUUGCAUGGAAUCCCGAUAUUCAUCGUUACGAGAGCUACGACCUCGAAAAAGGGCCGGUCUUCUACGAGGCUUAUUAUCCCGACACCAACGAGGAACCUCGCAGCAACUAUCAAGAAAAACGUUACUUCGAUCAGGGGGCUGUGCUAGAAAAAACCUACCAAGUACCCUCUGAACAUAUCACGUAUCCAGAAAGCAAUAUUCAGUUGGACAACUAUCAGAAUAGAGCGGAUACCUUUCUGCAAAAUGACGAUCGUUUCUCCCUCGACACAAAUACCCAACCAUUGGAUGUAAAGGAAAUUUCGAAGCUAGCCAGACGGGCAAUUUCUCGAGAUUUGGAAAAUUGGAACACUCUUGAAAGUUAUUUAGAUCGUGCCAAAUACCAGGAUCCCAUAUAUCGUCGUCGAAUCAUCGUUCCUGAACCGGGAUACAGGAUCGAGCAACAAAUUCGUGGAAUUGAGCCGAAUUUGCCGGAGUAUUUGAAACAACGCGAUUUAAGGAGAAAUGUGUAUGAAGAGGUUCGAGAAGAACCUUUGGCUUUGUCCAGUCGUAUUCAACCGAAUGGAGAUCAAAGGGAUUCGAUCAGAAGAUUGACUGCGCGUGAUCUUGGUAACAAAGAUUCUGUGGGAUCGUUCAGGUCAAUUCGAUACGACAAUCAACAGCCACAGGAACAGGGAGUGAUACAAGCUGUAAGAACAAGUCAGAUAAAUAUGCCAUCGUUAAAAGAUGCAAGUCCAUCGGAUUCGAGAUCGAUUAUAGAUCCUUAUCCAACAGAAAAUAUUUUUGCACCACGACCUCAGGUGAUUAAUUACAUUUUCUCGAGGAAACCGGAAGUGACCAUGGAAAAUAAAGUUCCGAGUUUACCCGAAACAAAGGAAACCAGUGAAUUUAUGCCUAGAAGUUAUGGAGAUAAUUUGAUUCAAGAUGAAAUAAAAAAAGAAGAAGAAGACAAGGAUGUGAAAGUGACGUCCAUUGAAGUUAGCGAAGUACCUAGACAUAAAACACGACAUCAUCAUGGGGACUGGCCGAAACGCGAUUACUCUCAUCGUCAUCAAUCUUGAAGUUUGUGGUUUUUACA
This is a messenger RNA of Eufriesea mexicana, 1369 nucleotides long. RefSeq lists its product as uncharacterized. The record is from RefSeq and is a predicted model, not a curated record. Lineage: Eukaryota; Metazoa; Arthropoda; Insecta; Hymenoptera; Apidae. Bases 228 to 1352 code for a protein of 374 amino acids. The transcript is spliced from 4 exons.